Molecule: messenger RNA, 2680 nt
Organism: Durio zibethinus
Lineage: Eukaryota; Viridiplantae; Streptophyta; Magnoliopsida; Malvales; Malvaceae
Source: RefSeq, a predicted model, not a curated record
AUGGAAAUUAGAGAAGCAGCUGCUGUAGACAUGGACAAGCAAGUAGUGCCCAAAACCUUAUCUGAAAUUCUGUUUGAAAAUGCCAUGAAAGACCAAUGGAAGCAAGUUGUUGAGACUUACAAGAAAAACGAUGAGAGCCACAAGGCAGUGCUCACAGCAUCAUCGGAUACUGCUUUGCAUUUAGCAGUCUCAGAUGGGAAACCUGAGAUCGUGUCUGAAUUGGUGGAUAGCCUAGGCAAAAAUGCUUCAGAGAUUCUGAAAAUGAAAAACAAGAGAGGAAAUACACCUCUUCAUACAGCAGCAGCAUUGGGAUAUUUGAGCAUGUGCCAUCAAAUGGCUUCCAAAGAUCACAGCCUUAUUGCUGAAUGCAACAAUGAGAAUGAGACCCCUCUUUUCUUGGCAGCCCAUUUUGGCCACAAAGAUGCUUUUCUUUGCCUCCAUUUUCUUUACAAAGGAAGCCGCUCGGAGAUUUUGCGGAGGAAGGCUAAUGGGGAUACCAUUCUUCAUGCUGCCAUUAAAGGAGAAUUCUUUAGUUUGGCAUUUCAAGUCAUACGCAAAUAUCCAGAGCUUGUGAACGAUGUUAAUGCAGAUGGUUUCACUCCUCUCCAUAUUUUAGCAGCUAAGCCUAAUGCAUUUAAAAGCGGUAGUCGUCUGGGCCGAUUUGAUUGGAUCAUCUAUCGAUGCUUAAUAGUCAAUGAACCAAAUGAGAUACAUCGUGACAAUAACAACGCCGCUUACCUGGAAAGGUUCAAAGGAAGAAAAGAUCCUUGGUAUCCUGAAAAUUAUGGAACAUGUGCAGAAUUUUUUCGUAUGCUGUUUGGCGUGGUCUUUUAUGGAUUGACAUUGGAAAAGAUUAGGUCGGCGAAAGCUAUAUGCUUCCAGAAAAAUGAUGAAGAGAAUGCAGCUUCACAAAAGAGAAUCAGCAAUCAUGGUAAAGGUCCUGUAGAAGAGGAGGAGGUCAAACAAGACUCUCUCAAAAGAGGCUAUCUUCCACCCAAUUAUGCCACAUUUAUCCAGUUUCUUAAGUUUUUGAUGAAUUUGCUACUAAUUGUUAUGGGAUUUGCUUAUAUUUGGAAUAUUACAGGCUUUCGUAGAAUAAAGAAAAUCAUAGCAAAGAAAGAGAGACACACAUGGGCUUUGCAGGUCAUGAAUGAAUUGAUAGAGAAAACUUCUUUAUACAAAUAUAAUGAAGGAGGGACUGCAAAGGAUGAAGAGUUUGACAUUAAUUUCGACCCACGCCUUUCUGGGGCAGCUCAAGGUGUGGAGGCAGAAAAGAAUGUGUACCCUAAAGUGGAUCAGCUGCGUCAGGUUGGGCCAAAUUCCCCGUUGGUAACCAAAGAAGCUGAAGGUCCCUCAAACAAGGAAGGGAUAUUAGCACCGAUGGAAAGCUUUAUUAAAGAAUAUCGUAUAGUAGGAUCGGUGGAUUCGAAGAGUUCAAAGCUUGCGGUGAAGAUGGCAUUUGAAAAGAAAGUAGCUCAUGAGCCAAAAAGGACUGAGUCGCCUAUCCUGAUAGCAGCAAGGAUGGGUGUAACAGAAAUGGUGGAAAAGAUUCUAGAAAAAUUUCCUGUUUCUAUUCAGGACUUGGAUGCCAAUAACAAAAAUAUCUUGCUUUUGGCAGUGGAGAACAGGCAAACUCAUACUUUUCGGUUCCUAAUAGAAAGAAAAACUCCACUGCAUGAAAGCGUUUUUCGACAGCGGGACAACCAAGGGAACAAUGCAUUGCACCUUGCAGCCAAAUAUGGAGAAUAUCGGCCUUGGCUCAUUCCAGGAUCUGCAUUACAAAUGCAAUGGGAACUCAAAUGGUACAAGUUUGUCAAGAAUUCCAUCUCACAGCAUUUGCUUGUUCAUUACAACCGCAAGAAUCAAACGCCAAAACAAAUAUUCACUGAAACACACAAAUCUAUUGUCAAGGAUGGUAGUGAAUGGCUCACCAAAACCUCCGAAUCAUGCUCUCUGGUAGCAGCACUUAUAGCAACAGUAGCAUUUGCAACUUCAGCGACUAUUCCAGGUGGAGUCAAGGAAGAAACUGGAAAACCAGUUCUUGGGGAUGAACCUGCAUUUUCUGUCUUCUCCAUUGCAUCCCUAGUAGCCCUUUGCUUCUCUGUGACAGCCCUCGUCUUUUUCCUGGCAAUCCUCACCUCUCGAUUCGAAGAGAAAGAUUUCGCUCAUAAAUUGCCUUGGAAACUCAUUCUGGGUUUAACAGCAUUGUUCACUUCUAUAGCUGCAAUACUAGUCUCAUUUUGUGCAGGCCAUUUCUUCGAACUCAGAGAUAAAUUAAAAUUCGCAGCCUUCCCAAUUUACGUAGUAACAUGCUUGCCAGUAUCCUUCUUUGCUCUUGCACAAUUGCCUCUUUACUUUGAUCUUCUACGAGCUAUCAUCCAAGAAGUUCCACAGCGCAGUAACAAGGAGUUUACUCACUAGCUAGACUGCUAGCAUUUUUCAUGGCCAUACUUGUUUUCCAAUUUUUAUCAAUGGUUUUUUUUUUUUUUUUAAACAAUGGUAAUGUUUCAUUAAUAAAUCUGUCUUACUUUCUGCAUGAAUAAUAUGCUGUACUCUUGUACCCAGACUUUACCUUCGUGACUCUGUAAACCAGAUUUUGCUAGUAUAUGAGCUGCUUUGUUUCUAGCAUGAAAGACUACAGUACAAGACUAGGAUGAAAGAUCAUGACUUGCUUGUUCUA